Chaetura pelagica (chimney swift) is the source of this 645-nucleotide messenger RNA. RefSeq names its product claudin-3-like. Lineage: Eukaryota; Metazoa; Chordata; Aves; Apodiformes; Apodidae. Bases 1 to 645 code for a protein of 214 amino acids. The record is from RefSeq and is a predicted model, not a curated record. The transcript has a single exon. Gene Ontology annotation, biological process: cell adhesion; bicellular tight junction assembly. Gene Ontology annotation, molecular function: structural molecule activity. Gene Ontology annotation, cellular component: plasma membrane; bicellular tight junction.
AUGGCUGUGAUGACGCUGCAGCUGGGUGGGCUGAUGCUGGCCGUGCUGGGCUGGCUGGGCUCCAUCCUCACCUGCGUGCUGCCCAUGUGGAAGGUGACGGCCUUCAUUGGCUCCAACAUCGUGGUGGCCCAGGUCUUCUGGGAAGGCCUGUGGAUGAACUGUGUGUACGAAAGCACUGGGCAGAUGCAGUGCAAGGUCUACGACUCCCUGCUGGAGCUCACCUCUGACCUGCAAGUGGCUCGUGCCUUGGUCGUAACCUCCAUCUUUGUCGCCUGCUUUGCCUUCCUCACUGCCAUCUCAGGUGCAGAUUGCACCCACUGCGUGGAUGACAAGGGCAGCAAGACCAGGAUCUCCAUUGGGGCAGGUAUCAUCUUCGUCCUGGCCAGCAUCUUGCUGCUCAUCCCUGUCUCCUGGUCUGCUAACAGCAUCGUCAGCAACUUCUACAACCCCAUGGUUCCUGAGGCUCUCAAGAGAGAGCUGGGGGCUGCCCUCUACAUUGGCUGGGCCUCCAGUGCUCUCCAGCUUUUUGGUGGGGGCAUCCUGUGCUGCUCAGGACCCCCAUCCCAGCAGGACUCCUACCCCAACAAGUACAGAGCAGCGAAAACCUAUGGCCCAAUGGGCUACCCCAUGCAAGAUUAUGUGUGA